Messenger RNA from Aedes albopictus (Asian tiger mosquito), 706 nucleotides. RefSeq lists its product as uncharacterized. The record is from RefSeq and is a predicted model, not a curated record. The transcript has 2 exons. The annotation marks the transcript as partial. NCBI's taxonomy places the organism in Eukaryota, Metazoa, Arthropoda, Insecta, Diptera, Culicidae.
ACUUUCGUUUCAGCUGUCAUUCGGGUCGUUAGUGAUGAGAGGCUUCUUUCGAAACCCGAUGAGCAGCCUCCGCGGAAAACGGGCUCGGUCAACAUUGCCGGUUUCAGCUUUCCAAUCGAGGACGAACAGACGGUGGAAAAGCUGGAGGCAACGGUGCGGAGCAAUUGGCUGGUCCGUCAGGCCUACGUCAACCUGUUGCGUUCGCAUAUGACGCGUAGUUCGGAGGCCUACCGGAUCUACGACAUCGUAUCCAGUAAGAUUUUCACCUACCGGGCUCUGCAGAACUACUACCUGACCUUGGAUCGGCAGCCGUACUUCAAGCAGGACAACCGGAAGGCCAUGAUCAACUACGAUAUCUUCCAGGGAUGUAUGCUGGAGGCCUGGUCGGACAAGGGAGUGGAUAGUGCCGCACUGAAAAAUGCUCUGCGAGCUGUUGUGAUGGUCAUUAGUCGGAAACUGAGAAAAUCUGUUAGUUGUCAGAAGCGGUGCUAGAUUAGGGCAAGCAGGGAACAUCGGUAGAAUCGAAGUAUCAACGGAUGGCUGUGCAGAUUUAAAUCUUAUUGAACAGUUCUGGGAACAAUUGUACCUUCAUAAUAAUAUGGUUGUAAAUAUUUGAAAUUAGUAAGGAAUCUUCGGGAUGAAUGAUAUUCUAGACCCUGAUUUCCAAUUCUCUUAAGUUUAGAAUAAAUACAAAGACUUAAAAAAA